Messenger RNA from Rangifer tarandus platyrhynchus (Svalbard reindeer), 753 nucleotides. The record is from the annotation of a GenBank genome assembly. NCBI's taxonomy places the organism in Eukaryota, Metazoa, Chordata, Mammalia, Artiodactyla, Cervidae.
AUGCGCCACUGGCUCAACAAGCAUAAAGAGAAUCUGAAGAUCAAGAAGCAACAGCGGAAGGAGCAGCUGUACCCGCUCCGGAAGUCAAUGGAAUGUUUCCACAUAUCUUACCACCAAUAUGAGAAAAAAAUGAUUAUUGUUGAUGUGAAGCUUGAUGAAGUUCCAAAGUCUGCCUUUUCUAUUCUCUUUUUAGAGAUAAAGCCUGGGCUGACUAAACUCUACCUGAAUUUUAAAGUCAAAGUUACAGUGACCAGAUUGGGGAAAGUCAGAAAAAUGAGCAGGCGGAAGUGUUGGAUUUGUAAGGUGUGCCGAGAUGAAUCUAAGAGACCCCCUUCAAACCUUACUCUGGAAGAGGUAUUACAGUGGGCCCAGUCUUUUGAAGCAUUGAUGGCUACAAAAUAUGGUCCGGUGAUCUAUGCAGCAUACUUAAAAACAGAGCACAGUGAUGAGAAUAUUAAAUUCUGGAUGGCAUGUGAAACCUAUAAGAAAACUGCCUCACAGUGGAGCAGAACUUCCAGAGCAAAGAAACUUUAUAAGGUUUACAUCCAGCCACAGUCCCCUAGAGAGAUUAACAUUGACAGUUCAACAAGAGAAGCUAUCAUCAAAAAUAUUCAAGAACCCACUCAAACAUGUUUUGAAGAGGCUCAAAAAAUAGUGUACAUGCACAUGGAAAGGGAUUCCUAUCCCAGGUUUCUGAAGUCAGAAAUGUACCAGAAACUUCUGAAGACUAUUCAAGCCAAAAACAAUUCUUGA